AUGCUGGGAAGGCACCCAGGAAUGGGAAGAGAAUUGAGGCUGUUUGACCCUGGAGCAAUGCAAGAAAGAUACAGGUAUGGUGUAUGGACUGAUUGGUCGUGUAUCUCCUACUUGGUGUAUCAGAAUUCAAAGCCAUCGGCCUAUGAACACAUUUUUCUUCAAGACAUAACUGGAAAAUGGACAAUUGUAGCAGCUGCUUCUGCUGCAAAUUUAAGCACAGUGCUCAGCUGUGAAAGAAUAGAAGCUCUGUACCAAGGAAAAUUUGAUGGCAAGAGGAAAUCCUUCUCUCUCCUAAAAUGGGUCUUCAUCACCUUCCUCAGACCUCCAAAGAAUCUCAGAAACUAUGGCUCAUGGGCACUCAUCACUGGUUCAACAGAUGGCAUAGGCAAAGCCUUCGCCUUCAAACUAGCCCAGAAAGGUCUAAACUUAAUUCUAGUGAGUAGAAAUUUCAACAAGCUCAAUGAAGUUUCAACUGAAAUUCAUGCUCAAUAUCGGAAUACCCAGAUCAAGAUUAUUGUGCUGAACUUUUCCGGCGACGUGGCGGCCGGAGUGAGAGAGAUGGAGGCGGCCAUUGAAGGGUUGGAGGUGGGUGUGUUGAUUAAUAACGUGGGGGUUACGUAUUCAGAAGCUAGGUUGUUUCAUGAGGUUGAAGAGGAAGUGUGGAUGAAUGUGGUGAGAGUGAAUUUGGUGGGUACCAGUUUGGUUACAAGAGCUGUUCUACCGGGAAUGAUCAAAAGGAGGAGAGGUGCAAUUGUUAAUAUUGGUUCUGGUGCUGCCAUUGUUGUUCCUUCUCAUCCUCUCUAUGCUAUCUAUGCUGCUACCAAAGCACUCUUUUCAUGUCCCAUACCUGUAGACAAACUGCAGAGGGUCGUGGAACUUGUGCUGAAAUGA
Molecule: messenger RNA, 891 nt
Organism: Ilex paraguariensis (yerba mate)
Lineage: Eukaryota; Viridiplantae; Streptophyta; Magnoliopsida; Aquifoliales; Aquifoliaceae
Source: the annotation of a GenBank genome assembly